CACUGGAAUGUUACAAUGUGUCGCUCUGUUGUGUACCGUUGUCAUGGUGACGGUGACGCCCAGCUUCCUCCCUGUGUUUUCAGCUUCAUAAGAACUAAUCUACGGAAUGGUUAUAUGUGCACCCAACUGAUUGCUUUGGAAGUUAAAAAUCCUCGAAACAUGAAACUAGGACACAAAUGUAGCAAGCCGUUGCAAAGACCGACCAAGAUCGAGACCCAAUGUGAGCCAAUAAGCGGACAGCGUCCCGGUGCUGCAGCCAAUCAGCGCUCAGUCCGCCUUCACAACACAGGAGUGGCACGCGGCACCAUGGCGGGGGUAAGCUUAGCAGCCAGUGAGGAGCAUGAGAUGACCAAGAUCGAGCGCAUUGGGGCUCACUCCCACAUCCGGGGCCUGGGACUGACCGAUGACCUCACUCCCAAGGCCUCGGCACAGGGCAUGGUGGGCCAGAUCAAGGCCCGGCGUGCAGCAGGAGUAGUACAGAACAUGAUCAAGGAGGGCAAGCUGGCAGGACAGGCAGUACUGAUAGCCGGCCAGCCAGGGACAGGCAAAACAGCCAUUGCUCUGGGUCUGGCUCAGUCUCUCGGCUCCGACACUCCCUUCACAGCUAUCUCUGCCUCAGAAAUAUACAGUCUGGGUAUGUCCAAGACUGAGGUGCUGACACAAGCCUUCAGGCGAUCCAUUGGUGUGCGCAUCAAGGAGGAGACGGAGAUCAUUGAGGGUGAGGUGGUGGAGGUGCAGAUUGACCGGCCUGCCACAGGUACUGGCGCCAAGGUGGGCAAGUUAACACUCAAGACCACAGAGAUGGAGACAAUCUAUGACCUUGGGAACAAGUUGAUAGAGUCCCUGACAAAGGAGAAGGUCCAGGCUGGUGAUGUGAUAACCAUUGAUAAGGCUACUGGCAAGAUCACCAAGCUGGGUCGUUCAUUCACACGGGCGCGUGACUAUGAUGCCACAGGACCCCAGACCAGGUUUGUUCAGUGUCCAGAAGGAGAAUUACAGAAGAGGAAGGAAGUGGUACACACUGUCACACUGCACGAGAUAGAUGUCAUUAACAACAGAACUCAAGGCUUCCUGGCACUCUUCUCAGGGGACACUGGUGAGAUCAAGGGAGAGGUGCGGCAGCAGAUCAAUGCCAAAGUAGCAGAGUGGCGGGAAGAAGGCAAGGCAGAGCUGGUCCCCGGUGUUCUCUUUGUGGAUGAGGUACACAUGCUGGACAUUGAGUGUUUCUCCUUCCUGAACCGAGCCCUGGAAGACGACAUGGCCCCUGUAGUGAUUGUGGCCACCAACCGAGGCAUCACCCGCAUCCGAGGCACCCAGAACAUGUCCCCCCAUGGCAUACCCAUUGACAUGCUGGACAGGAUGAUCAUCAUCAAGACGGUUCCAUACCAGGAGAAGGAAAUCAAAGAAAUCUUAAAAAUCCGAUGUGAAGAGGAAGACUGUGAAAUUCAAGAUGAAGCAUUGGUUGUGCUGACCAAAAUUGGUGUGGAGACAUCCCUGCGAUACGCCAUCCAGUUGAUCACAUUGGCAAAUCUUGUUGCUAUUAAGAGGAAAGAGAAACAGAUAACAAUACCUGAUGUGAAGAAAGUUUAUCAGCUUUUCAUUGAUGAACAAAGAUCCCAGAAAUUCCUGAAAGAAUAUGAGGAUGAAUUUAUGUUUGAUGAAGGAACGGAUACAAUGAUGGAAACAAGCUGAGUCUACAACAUGAGUGGACCAGCAGGAAUUACCUGGAGAGGCUGUGUGGCUCCCCAUGGGAGUUGGCCAUCAACCAAACCUGCAUUCAUUCAUUAUUAAUAAAGCAUACCUGAUAGUAUUUAUGAGAUUAUUUCUUUCAUAUUUUUUUUACUUUACUAUUCAUCACUUCCUGCACAUGCAAGGUAACAUUCAAGAAGGAAACUGCAAACAAUUCUGGAAACUAUAAAAGUCCUAUAAUGCUACAUUUUUCUUUUGCAGCAGCAGGAUUCAUACCCAGCCUAUCUCUGUCUGAAUCAUAAAACCUCUUGAGCAACAUUGCCUUGUUUGUGUCAGUGAACUCCCUGUGUCACACAUGUUGACUGUGAAUAGCAGUGCUGUAAGUCACUACUCAGUACAGAAUUAAAUAAACAAAUUACAAUUUAA
Scylla paramamosain (green mud crab) is the source of this 2115-nucleotide messenger RNA. It is a transcript of the gene rept, whose product is annotated as ruvB-like 2. Gene Ontology annotation, cellular component: R2TP complex; Swr1 complex; Ino80 complex. Gene Ontology annotation, molecular function: DNA helicase activity; ATP hydrolysis activity; ATP binding. NCBI's taxonomy places the organism in Eukaryota, Metazoa, Arthropoda, Malacostraca, Decapoda, Portunidae. The record is from RefSeq and is a predicted model, not a curated record. The transcript has 12 exons. The coding region runs from base 16 to 1692 and encodes 558 amino acids. Gene Ontology annotation, biological process: box C/D snoRNP assembly; regulation of transcription by RNA polymerase II; chromatin remodeling.